Messenger RNA from Protopterus annectens (West African lungfish), 1378 nucleotides. RefSeq names its product H6 family homeobox 2 (gene HMX2). Gene Ontology annotation, molecular function: DNA-binding transcription factor activity, RNA polymerase II-specific; RNA polymerase II transcription regulatory region sequence-specific DNA binding. Lineage: Eukaryota; Metazoa; Chordata; Ceratodontiformes; Protopteridae. The record is from RefSeq and is a predicted model, not a curated record. The coding region runs from base 366 to 1217 and encodes 283 amino acids. The transcript is spliced from 2 exons. Gene Ontology annotation, cellular component: nucleus. Gene Ontology annotation, biological process: regulation of transcription by RNA polymerase II.
AAAAAGCAUUCACCCCACCUCAGACAUUUGCUAGUCCUACCGACUUACAGAUGCUCUGCACUUGCUACUAGAAAUGUCACCAUCAGAAAUCUCAGAGUCAUUCCCUGGCUGCAGAGUUUAAAAUUUCCGGGCCUCACUGCACUGUGUGAUUGGCCACCCCAGAUCUAACCUCCAUGCAAAUGAAGUAACGACGAAGCCCCCGCCAGCAGAAGAUCAAUACAGGUCUAGAAAGCAAGGGGAAUGCAUUCUGCUUAGGCAAGCUCAGGGACACAAGCAAAGAAAUAUCAAAAUAAUUCUUCAUCACACAGAACUACUUUUUCUAAAGUCAUUAUUUCUUUGUUAUUAUUCUUUCUUAUGAACCCAGGAUGAGCACCAAAGAGGAUUCAGCCAAGUGUCCCCCUCCAGCUCCACUUUCCAGUUUCACCAUACAGUCCAUUCUUGGCACUACAUCGGAGGCGGGGGCUCGACCAAGUGGCAGGGACUGCGCCAGGGGAAUCUCCUUGCAGAAGACAGCUCUCUGUGUCUCCUCCGACGACGAAGAAGAUUGCUUAGAGGACAGCAAUGCCAAACAACACGGCUGUUUUUGUUCGGACCCUUCAUUGCACAAGGAACAACCUUGCAAUAAGCUACAGCAACCUAUAAGCUUCACAUGUUUCAGCACAUCAAAGGAAAUCAGUACAGCAGUGGUGGAAAGUACAGGCAGAAGGCAACAUCACCAUGCAGUCCAGCAGUCCGCCUUGGAUUUUAAGGACGAAAAGGACAAAAAUUGUCCACAUAACUCCCCGGCUUUAGGAGACAGACCGAGAGACGUGGGGGACCGACACAGCGGUAACGCAGCCAAGAAAAAGACACGCACAGUUUUUUCUCGAAGCCAGGUCUACCAGCUUGAGUCCACAUUUGACAUGAAAAGAUACCUGAGCAGCUCAGAAAGAGCAUGUCUUGCCUCCAGUUUGCAACUUACAGAGACUCAAGUAAAAACAUGGUUCCAGAACCGUCGGAACAAAUGGAAAAGACAGCUUUCUGCAGAACUUGAGGCUGCAAACAUGGCCCAUGCAUCAGCUCAGACUUUAGUGGGUAUGCCAUUGGUUUUUAGGGACAAUUCUCUUUUGCGAGUACCAGUCCCAAGAUCCAUUGCCUUUCCUACCCCUUUGUAUUAUCCAGGCAGUAACCUCUCGACGUUACCUAUUUACAAUCUGUACAACAAACUGGACUAUUGAUUUUAACAUUCACUGCCCAACACAUGACACAUAAAUGUAUAUUUCUUUAUAACCUUUAUUUGCUGAAAAUUUAUCUUUCUUAAAUAGCACUGUAAAUACGACGUCGGACUGAUACUUUAAAUGUAAUUAAAUACACAAUGUGUAUUACUUAUUUUGCAUUU